Babjeviella inositovora NRRL Y-12698 is the source of this 1332-nucleotide messenger RNA. It is a transcript of the gene ATG15, whose product is annotated as triglyceride lipase. Lineage: Eukaryota; Fungi; Ascomycota; Pichiomycetes; Serinales. The transcript is spliced from 2 exons. Gene Ontology annotation, molecular function: glycerophospholipase activity. Gene Ontology annotation, biological process: piecemeal microautophagy of the nucleus; multivesicular body membrane disassembly; neutral lipid catabolic process. The annotation marks the transcript as partial. The record is from RefSeq and is a predicted model, not a curated record.
UUUCAGAUCAAACAUAUCUUCCACCACAACGCCGGGAGACGACACCAGGUCCACCGGCGGUUGGACAUAACGGAGGAGUUCAUAGCGCAGCACGCGCUACGUUCCACAGAGGUCGCGGUGAAUCCGUUUGCCGUCGCGCUCCCGCUCGCGGCGAAACCGCAUUCGAUUCGCCGCCUCGCGGAACGCGACCCCGACUUUAUGGAGUCAUACCUUUCAUACGCGCUUAAAGCCGGCAGCGCGGGAGUCAGUGGGAUCCAUCUAGCCUGGAAUGACGAGGAGAUCCUCACGCCGAACGUAAGUGACCGCAACACCGUGCUUAACAUGGCGAUCAUGGCUCUGGACGCGUACUGCGAAGUACCGGAGGACAGCGAUUGGAAGGAUGUCGGAAAACCGUGGAAUUACACUGGGGAUAGCUUUGGCUGGCAGGAUGAUGGUGUGCGGGGGCAUGUGUUUGUGUCAGGGGAUAAUUCAUCAGUGGUGAUUUCGCUUAAAGGGACGAAUGCUGCGCUAUUUGCAUUUGGCGCGCGCGCGCAUGACGAAAGCUUUGCCGUGCGUGAUGGCUCCAGUGAGACCGUCACCAAUGACAAGCUCAACGAUAACCUCCUCUUUUCCUGCUGCUGUGCUCGUGUCAGUUAUCUCUGGACCACUGUCUGCGACUGCUACAAAUCCUCCUACACAUGCGACCAGGAGUGCUUGGAGAAGGAGAUGGUGCGCGAGGACCGCUACUACCGCUCAGUACUUGACAUCUACCGCAACGUCACCAACAUGUACCCGCAUGCGCAAAACAUCUGGGUCACGGGCCAUUCGCUCGGCGGUGCGCUCGCGAGUUUACUCGGACGGACGUACGGCUUGCCUGUUGUCGCAUUCCAGGCGCCUGGCGAGCUCCUCGCAACGCGACGCCUCCACCUUCCGAUGGCCCCUGGCUUGCCCACCUAUAUGGAGCACAUCUGGCACUUUGGCCACACCGCUGAUCCCAUCUAUCUUGGCGUGUGUAACGGCGCGUCGCUGUCGUGCUCGGUGGCAGGCUACGCGAUGGAAACGCAGUGUCACACGGGGCUCCAAUGCGUGUACGACGUGGUGACGGACUUGGGCUGGCACCUCAACGUAAUGAAUCACCGCAUCCACACGGUCAUUGAUGAGGUGAUCAAUGUGUACAACGCAACGCCACAGUGUUUCGUGCCACCGCCGUGCCGUGACUGCUUUAACUGGAAGUUUGUGACCCACACCACACUGGCCAGCACAACCUCCUCUGUGUGCGUACCUAGUGCAACCCUGGAACCGCGCAAGUGCUUGAAGCGCACGUGGUACGGCCUGUGCUACAAGUGGGACGAC